GCCUGGCCGGCGCGCGCUGCAUCGUGCUGCCAGAGGGGCCGCGCCCAGGACUCCCCCCAGCGCCGCGGGAGCGCGCCCCUCCUCUUUCUCUGCCUCGCGGGAGCGCGCGCCCCGCCCCGCCUUCCCGCCCUGCCAGGAGGAUGCGCCCGGGGGCGAGACGGGGCCGCUGCGCUUCGCUGGCCCCAGCCCGGAGCCAGGUGCCGCCUCCGGCCCGCAGGAGCUGUGGUUGAGAUGGAAGGCUGAGGAGCUAAACCUUAUGCUGGCGGUCUACAUAUGGACACUAAGGCUUGAGUGAACACGCAAUGAAAAUGCUUCCUGGAGUGGGCGUUUUUGGGACUGGCAGCACUGCCCGGGUACUGGUACCUUUGUUGAGAGCAGAGGGUUUCUCCAUCGAAGCACUUUGGGGGAAGACUGAAGAGGAAGCAAAGCAGCUAGCAGAAGAAAUGAACAUUGAGUUCUACACGAGUCGGACUGAUGAUGUCUUGCUGCACCAGGAUGUAGAUUUGGUUUGCAUCAACAUCCCUCCACCACUAACCCGGCAAAUUGCUGUGAAAGCUCUAGGUAUUGGGAAGAAUGUAAUCUGUGAGAAAUCUGCUACCUCUGUGGAUGCCUUCAGAAUGGUUACAGCUGCCAGAUAUUACCCAAAGCUGAUGAGCAUUGUUGGUAAUGUCCUCCGUUUCCUGCCUGCCUUUGUCAAAAUGAAGCAGUUAAUAGAAGAACACUACAUAGGCAAUGUGAUGAUCUGUGAUGUGCGAGUGUACUGGGGAAGCCUGCUCAACCACAAGUACAACUGGAUCUGUGAUGAACUAAUGGGAGGAGGUGGACUGCACACAAUGGGCACCUAUAUUAUAGACCUCUUAACUCAUCUAACCAGCAGGAAGGCAGAGAAGGUCCAUGGCUUGCUUAAGACUUUUGUGAAGCAGAACGCAGCUAUCAGUGGAAUCCGUCAUGUCACUAGUGAUGACUUCUGCUUUUUUCAGAUGCUUAUGACUGGAGGUGUCUGUAGCACUGUGACUCUCAACUUUAACAUGCCUGGAUCAUUUGUUCACGAAGUCAUGAUUGUUGGGUCCACAGGUCGCCUUAUAGCUCGUGGGACAGAUUUGUAUGGGCAGAAGAAUACAGCACUCCAAGAGGAACUACUGCUUACAGAUUCUCUGACCAUCAACACAGGCCUUCUGGACAAGGGGUUUAAAGACAUCCCCUUGCUGUACCUGAAAGGAAUGGUGUACAUGGUGCAAGCAUUGAGACUGUCUUUCCAAGACCAGGAAGACCGUCGGACAUGGGAUCACAAACCAGUCUCCAUGGCAGCCUCUUUUGAAGAUGGCCUCUACAUGCAAAGUGUAGUAGAUGCCAUUAAAAAAUCCAGCAGGUCUGGGGAGUGGGAAACUGUGGAAGUGAUGACUGAGGAACCAGAUGCCAAUCAAAACCUUUGUGAGGCACUUCAAAGAAAUAACCUAUAAAAUAUAAACAUUCCUGGUGUCCACUAUGGAAAAUGAGAACAGUUGAAGAUGUCCAGACGUAGCUAUAGAAGUUUCUCAGUUUUUAGGACAUGUAGGUUCUUAUUUAAUACUUUUGGUUUUUCAUACUUGUGGGUAAAACAUGUCAUGGUCUGAUGAAACUGUUCCUCCCUGGGCAGAUUAUUUUGUUUUUAAACUCGUUUAGAGAGUUUUAAAUGUUUUGGGGUUUUGGUGGGGUUUUUAGUUUUUUAAAGCUGAAUUUCUGUUUUGGAGAUUGUUAGGAAAACUUGAAUUGCCCUUUGCACUUGCAGUAGCUAAAAUGAAGUGAGGGAUCUUUUGUUGGAUUGUUGGGAGACAGGACACAGUCCCUCUUGCACAUAGUUCAGUUAUUUUUACAAUUUUAAUCUGAGAGCAAGUAGAGCAAGAUCAGGGAGUAUGUACUGUUCUUGCUCUCGCUAAUAGGACUUUCACUGACUUUUUUUUAAGUUUAUUCUUCAGCUUGUAAAACUUUAAUAAAGAAAAGUGUAAUGACAUGGCAAAUCUCUAAACUCGAGUGUUAAGAAGAGUAGAAGGGACAGAGCAAAGUCUGUAAGAUACAGAUCAAGCUUAAUGUUCUGCGCACAGUGAGUGUGUUGAAUGUUUCAAAUUAAUUUCAAUUGGUAUCUAAUUACCCCAUGGAUUCUCCAUUGACAUUAUUGAUAGUCUCUGCGUGAUCAUUAGACGAGUUGGAACACUAUGAUUAUUUCAGCUGCUGUUCCAUCUGUGUGACUGUUGUUCCUCCAUAGCAAAUACUUAGGAGACUAAUACCUCACGUCAACUUUUUUCCGCAACUUCCCUCCCCCAGACCAAUUGUGAAUUUGUGUUCACUGCCUUGGCAGCAUGUAUGCCAAAUCUACAUCAGUGUUUCCAGUCCUAUGUGAUGUAGUAAAGCCCCCAGAAGCUUACUAGGUGGUGCACUUGGAUUCCUUAAUAUGCUAUCUAUUUGAGAAUGAGACCGGAAAACAUUAAGCCUUCUAGGAGCUUGAACUUGGAUGAAAAAGUAGGAAAUAUGCCAUUACUAUACUCUUCUGUGCCGGCAAGGGGAUCACUACAAUACACAGGAAAGAAAAUGGUGACUGAAUCAUUAGGGCAGUGAUGGCCUUCGGUUUGGGUGAGCCUGUUUUAAAUCAUGAACACUGGAUAAUAUUACCCCUCCACAUACACACACACCUUAUAGUUUUGUACCCAGUGGGGAUAAUUUGUGCUGCUGGCAGAUCUUGAAUGAAUUUCCACUCCAUCCCAGAAGUACGUUUGUUCAUUAGGCUGUCAUUGAGAAGGAGAGAAUUUUUAUUGAGUUUAUCUUGUUUACUUGAAUGUUUUAAUGUUUCCCACUAGGUUUUAACCCUGUAUAUUUAUAUAAAGCAUUAACAUGCAAACAUAACCUUUUCAUUAAAUGGUCCUUUCUGAAAAGUGUCUCUCACUUGUUUUCUACAGCAAUAAACAUUUAUGUUGGCU
Molecule: messenger RNA, 2951 nt
Organism: Malaclemys terrapin pileata
Lineage: Eukaryota; Metazoa; Chordata; Testudines; Emydidae
Gene: GFOD2
Product: glucose-fructose oxidoreductase domain containing 2
Exons: 3
Coding region: 303-1460 (385 amino acids)
Biological process (GO): extracellular matrix organization
Cellular component (GO): extracellular matrix
Molecular function (GO): nucleotide binding
Source: RefSeq, a predicted model, not a curated record